This is a messenger RNA of Misgurnus anguillicaudatus (oriental weatherfish), 4747 nucleotides long. The record is from RefSeq and is a predicted model, not a curated record. NCBI's taxonomy places the organism in Eukaryota, Metazoa, Chordata, Actinopteri, Cypriniformes, Cobitidae.
AGACCCCUUUAGUGUUGGUUUCACAACCUUGUCCCAAGGAGAGCGUGGCACAGCGGGUUGCACCAGGUAUCCAUUACACCUGCGUGCCGUCUAACCUUUGCUCUGUGGUCAGACUGAUCGUUUUUCUGGGCCAGUGUGCCUCUGAGACAGGUCUCCAGGCAUGAUAAAGUAUGCACAGAUGUCUCCACCACAGGUUGGGGAGCCACGUACGACAGGCUUGCGGUUUCAGGGGUCUGGACGACACCCCAGCUGCAUUGGCACAUAAAUUGCCUAGAACUGUGGGAUGUAUACCUUGCUCUCAUCCGUUUCAGCAACGAGCUUCGAUGUAAAGAUAUAUUAGUUCACACCGACAACACUGCAACGUUGGGUAUAUCAAUCGCCAAGGUGGUUUGCGCUCUCGUCACCUGUUGCAUCUCGACCAUCAUCUUGAAGGUCACUUCAUGCCAUUCACAUCCCAGGGUCGCUCAAUACAGCGGCAGACGUGCUCUCACGAGCAGCGCCCCCCGGCAAGUGGUGACUCCACCCCUUAGUUGGUUCAGCUGAGGGAACACUCAGUGUGGAUGCACUGGCACACAGCUGGCUGCGGGGUUCUGCGCAAAUAUGUGUUUCCCCCAGUGAGCCUUCUCACACAGACACUGCAAAGUCAGGGAGGGUGAAGAGAGCAUUUUACUGGUUGCCCCGUAUUGGACCACCAGGACUUCCCAGAACUCCCAAUCCUUGCGACAAUCCUGUUUGUUAAGUGGUGUUCUUCUCAACGAGAAAAUCCCCAAAAAUGCCCUGUCAAUGUUGUGCUUUUGUAUCUUCAGUUGGAGAGGAUGCUGUUCCCCUCCACCAUUAAAGUAGACAUUACUGCGAAAUCCAAACACCAUGCUCUGAUAAACGGUAAGUUAGUGGGUCAACACCCCAUGGUUAUUAGGUUUUUAAGGUGUGCACGAAGGUUAAAUCCUCCACGGCCCCCCUCUAUUCCUAUACCUGUCUGUGGUGCUGAAGCCUUACAAUACGUUCCCUUUACACCUCUGCAUACUGUGAGUAUUAAGUUUCUUACAAUGAAAACUUUAACGCCUCUGUUAAGAGGAAGUAGAUUGGUCCCGCGAAGGGUGUUCCCAAGUCUCUAUUCACUUCACGAGGUUUACAUACGUAACUGAGACGUUGUGUAAACUAAUUUUUGUUAAAUUAACUCAAAAGUGUAGGGCAACCAGGUAACUUUUUUAAGUUGAGACAACUUUUUUACAGUGUGGCAGGGAAGGUCAAAACUUCUUGAAGGUUCCAAAACCAACUCAGACAUUUUGUUCAAGACAAAUAAGGCAAUCUAUGCUGUCUUAUCACAAAAAAAGGAAGUUGCUGAAAUAAAGUAAAUAUAAAUAUUCUUACACUCACAUCUAGAAACAAAGAAGUGACAUUGAGAGGAGAAAACAGAAUAACAACAGAAGAUUAAACUUGAGCUGGAUAAAAAUCACCCAGGAAUUGAAGAUGAUUUAUCAGUUCACAUUCUUCCUAUUGUUUCUAAGGACUCAAUGUGUAUUUUCUUGGUCUGCUGGGAAAUGUAUCUUUUAUGAUGAUGUGGAAGAAUUUCCUGUUGACAGAUCAUGUAUUGGAAAACCAAACACUGCAUUCUGCAGUCCAGUCACUGAUAUUAAAGAGGACCUCUGCGGACUUCCAUCAAAUUUACAGAACCUCUGCAUUCAUAUGGAUCGUGAUAUGGAGUAUGUGGGUGUCUUCGCUCCAGGCUCGUUUUCACGCUUUUCUUCUCUGAAAUACCUUGAGAUUCAUGGAUGUUUUUACAAGAUCUCUCCAAAAGCUUUUACUGGAUUGUUAAAUUUAGAGUUAUUGCAUUUGUCUUCCACAUUUGUAAAAGUCUGUUGUGAAACAGCCGUUGAUUUCAGUGGUCUUCCUUCACUUAAAACAUUGUUUCUUUCACAAUACAGUUUGUCAUUAAUGGCACCAAAUGUUUUUGAUGCAAUUCCUCAGCUACAGAUUUUAGGCAUGUACAAUGUGUGUUUAAAAGAUCUGUCUGAGAUUCUGUGUCGACUGGGAAAUUUAAAAUCACUCAAAUUGUUUUAUCUUGAUGAGGAAGAUUUAAAUAGUCUUCAGUUCCCAAACUGCUCCAUUUACAACAUCUCUAACAGUUACAUAUCUACUGUACACAAUAUUGAAGACGUCUAUUUGAUUUUGGGAUCAUUAAAUCACAUAGAUGAAGGGGCUUUGAACGUUUUUGGAAAUUUAUCUGAACUGCAAUGUGGUUUUAAAUCAGAUUUUCUCAGAGAUCUUUCUAUGACUGGAGUAAAUAAAAUCUAUAACUUUUAUUUUUCUGUGGAUGUACUUAACGUUGAUGAGUUGUGUUAUGCAGCAAAGUUAUAUUCUAUUAAAUCUAUAUAUGCUUCUUACCGCGUUAUUAACUUGCCAGCGAUGUCUACAAAUAUCACUGAAGACUGUAAGGAGAUUGUAGAAAUUACUCUCGAACUAGACAGAUUUUUUCAAAUUGUACCUUUAGAUGUAAAUUUGAUCUUUCAGUUUUUCAGCAAUCUCUCAACAUUUUAUCUAAGUGAACAAGUGCUCAGUUCAAAUGAUUUUAAAUCUCUUUGUUUAUCCAAUCCACAGUUAGUCAAACAGCUGUCUAUUAUGCGUCUAAACUCAAAUAACAUAAGUAAGAUAAUUUCUCACCAGUUCAUGUGUUUCACAAAUCUUGAGCGUUUGGAAUUAAUUUCAAGUAAUAUUUCCAGAAUAGAAGAUUUUGCUUUCAGUGGAUUAGACAAACUGAAAGAUUUAGACCUGUUUCAAAACAAGUUAUCUUACAUUUAUCAAGACACAUUCAGUGGUCUAUAUGAACUGAUGGUCCUAAAUCUUCAAGAAAACCCUAUUAUUCAAAUUAAAUCAAAUUCAUUUGGACAUCUUAUCAACCUUCGCACACUUCUUCUGGGAGAUUUAAAGUUUCCACCUAACAUGUCACAGGUCAAGCUGAAUUUAUCUGAUAUAUUCGGAAGUCUCCCAUAUAAUCUGAGUCAUGUGUCUAUUAGUUCAGGCUUGAGACCAAUGCGCUUGAUCAUUGGUAAUACUACACUAAAUCAGAGUCUUGAUCUGCAAAUCAAAGGUCAAUAUGUGACAGUUGAGGAUUGUGACAGUCCACUCUUGUCAUCUGUAGUCACACUUCAAAUAAUUGCAGAAUAUGUCAUCUGUGGAAAGGAGUUUAUUGGGAAAUAUGUUAAAUCAGUUGUUAGUCUGGAAUUCAGAUCAACGUUUUCAGACAACAUUGGUGACUUAGCAGUAAUAAAUCAGCUUGUUCAUUUAAAAACCUUAAAGCUGGAAAACACUGAUUUGUCAAAGCAGCCAAAUGUGCCAAUAAUGUUUCACAACUUGACAAAAUUACGAACCCUGAUCUUGGCAAACUGCAGAAUUUUCUUUUUGGAUGGAAGUCUGACAAAGGACCUAAAGGCGCUGACAUCUAUGUUAUUUGUGCCCUGGAAUGAUGUAAAAAUUCUUCAAACCUUUGUUGAACAUCUUACUAGUUUAAAAUAUCUCCAACUCGAAGGGUUGCGAUUGCACUGCAGUUGUGAUAAUGCUUGGCUGAUCUCAUGGAUGAUGAACAACAGGCAGGUUCAGGUUUUUGUGGAUAUGCCCACCAUGGAGGAACUUCAGUGUUUAACUAAGAAUGAAGUUGACCAUCUGAACUUUGUUCAUUACACACAAGACAACUGUUUAUUUGAUAUUGAAUUUGUGCUCUUCGCCUCAACUUCUGCUUUUUUAUGUUUGUUUAUGUUUGUAGUGUUGUCAUAUCAGUUUGUAGGGAAAUACAUAAUGCCGCUCUUUUACAUUGCCAGUGGAUGGUUCAGAGAGGCGUUGCGUAUGGAUGCCAAACGGCAGUACCGCUACGAUGUUUUUAUUUCCUACAGCAGUAAGGAUGAGCGCUGGGUCAUGGAAAAACUUCUUCCAAACUUGGAGCAGCGUGGCCCUCCGUUCUUACGUCUCUGUUUACACGGUCGGGACUUUCAGUUGGGGCAAGACAUUGUGGAAAACAUCACAGACAGCAUCUAUGCAAGCCGCCGAACUCUUUGUCUUGUCAGCCGUAACUUCCUCCGUAGCACCUGGUGUACUUUGGAGAUGCAGCUGGGCACCUACCGGCUCCAGGUAGAACAGAGGGACAUUCUUAUCCUGGUCUUCUUAGAAAAAAUCCCCUCUCGCUUGCUAUCCUACCAUCACAGGUUGGCCCGGCAGGUAAAAACUAGGACCUAUCUGGACUGGCCAAUGGACAUUGAGAAGCAUGAGGAAUUCUGGGACAGGUUAUGGGGUAAAUUGAGCUCUGAUAAAAGUAACUAGACUUUAUUGUACACUGUACACAUUGAGAAACACAUUUAACCCUCAUGCGCUCGCAUGGACAUGUUUGUUCUUUUCAAGUUUGUUUUUGUCAUUUUGGUUGUGUUAAUACAAACUGCAUACAUUUUGGUGAAGGUGUGUGUAUUUAUCUGUAUUUUUGCUUUCAUAAAUGUUUUUUUUUUUAUGCAAAACAAACGCAGGUACUUCAUGACAAAAAAAUGUCCCUAUUGAAUACCAUUAAAACAGCAAAUUUGAAUCUUUGUGCCAUUCAAACAUAAAUCAUGCAUUCUGUAUAAAAAUGUUAUUUUUAAUGUGUAAAAUGUGUUUUUUACAGAGUUAAAUUUUUUUUUUUGAUAUAUAAGUUCAGAAGCCGGUAUGUAUUUAGAGCAUUGAUGCUGAAAAUAAAUAUUUAGUAGUUAUGCUCAGCUCUGAAUCUGGC